GGAAUCAGGUGGUGGAGAGGAGGAGAGAGAGCAGUGCCCUCUGGCACCUGUUUCCAAGCAAUGACCUCAAAGGCCAAGAAGCGGGUGGUCCUUCCCACACGCCCUGAGCCCCCCAACACAGAACAGAUUCUUGAAGAUGUCCAGCGUGCCCAGCCCAACGACCCCGUUUUUGUCCUCCUGGUGGAGCCCAACGAAGAUUUGCCUACCCCAACAAAGAAUGAAGAUCCAGAGGCCAAGAGGGAACGCCUGUACCGGCUGACCCAGUCCUACGUGGAGAUGAAUCACCGCCUCCAGAAGGCCUGCAGUUUGCUCAAGGAGAAGUGUGAGGAGCUGAAACUGGCCGGAGCAACCCUGGAGCAGGGCAUUUUAGAGAUGAAGCAGAGGGCGUUGUGAGAUACUUUUUUGGGGGGGAAAGUGACCACAGUCCGAGUGUGACCCGCCUUCUCCCCCCCCCCGCAGGAUCCCAUGCCAUGCUUUGAACUACGGACUCGCAACAUUGUGAUGUGAUUUCAAGCAUGCCUACGCUACACAUCUUCAACACCGUCUUGUGUUUUACAUUCCGUGAAUUGUGCGCCCAAGCCAGCCGCCUGCUCCAAGCCUCUUGAGGGCCUGGAUCUCUUCGCUGUGCUCAUGCUGAGAUGCCCAGUUGUGCAGUUAGCGUUGUUUUUAUUGUUUUGGCCCUAGAUUCCCUGUUGCUCUUAGUUCUCCACAGCUCCAUUUGGCCCUCGUUUUGUUUUCUUCACGCAGACAUUCAGAACAAAAACAGCUCCCUUUGGGGAAAGCUGAGGGGAAGUUUCCACAGAGUUCACACACAUACACAGAUAGGCUGGGACAAGUGGUUCUUUGUGGGAGGGGUAGGGUGGGGGUGGAGGUGACAAAAAAAAUCACCACUUGCCCCAGGGGCAGCUUCCCCCAUAAUUUUUAUGCCAUGACAUCUCCUUUGUUCCAAUAUGAUUUCUCUCUCUGGUACUGCCUGGAGGAUGAUGCCAUUGC
Notechis scutatus (mainland tiger snake) is the source of this 993-nucleotide messenger RNA. It is a transcript of the gene C1H19orf25, whose product is annotated as chromosome 1 C19orf25 homolog. The record is from RefSeq and is a predicted model, not a curated record. NCBI's taxonomy places the organism in Eukaryota, Metazoa, Chordata, Lepidosauria, Squamata, Elapidae.